Molecule: messenger RNA, 3819 nt
Organism: Hemiscyllium ocellatum (epaulette shark)
Lineage: Eukaryota; Metazoa; Chordata; Chondrichthyes; Orectolobiformes; Hemiscylliidae
Gene: mapk8ip2
Product: mitogen-activated protein kinase 8 interacting protein 2
Exons: 13
Coding region: 1-3819 (1272 amino acids)
Biological process (GO): regulation of JNK cascade
Cellular component (GO): cytoplasm
Molecular function (GO): protein binding
Source: RefSeq, a predicted model, not a curated record
AUGGCGGAUCCCACAGAGAUGUUUUCUCUGUCAACCUUCCACUCUCUCUCCCCUCCGGGCUGCAGACCUGCCCAUGAUAUCAGCCUGGAGGAGUUUGAUGAUGAAGAUUUGUCGGAAAUUACAGAUGAUUGUGGAAUUGGGCUGAACUAUGACUCUGACCCCUAUGAAAAGGACUGUUUGAUGCUGGAUGUGAAAGGUGCACCUCAGGCUGUGACUGAGAUCUGCUCCUUCCAGGAUGACCUGCAGGAAUUUGAAAUGAUUGACGACACGGAUGACAUGGAGGAAAGUGAACUGCUGCCUUCACCCUCUGCCACAACCAUCCAACAGACGCGCCCUUCCACCUUAAACCUUGCCACUCCACUUUCCCACUCACAGGAUUCUCUCAAUAACAAUGCCAGCUUCUCUCCCAGGAAAGCUAGCUGGCAGGAGACACUGCUGCACUCCUCUAAUGGCCAUUUAACCCCUCCACAUCUGUGUAUCCAAGAUAGUGUCCACCAGGCUGGUUGGUGCAUGACUGGCCCGAAGUCUGGACCACAUGGCCCUGGAUCACAACUGAAACACAUGGAGACCGCAUCAUCCCAGUCACCUCUGAAACCUCUACUGUACGAUUUUGAAGGGAAUCGGCGGGAUACUCUGGAAUACGGGUCUUUUGGUUUACACACAAAGUCAGGAAGCUCUUUCCCUGAAAUGGAAGCUGGCCACGAUAGCCACACACAUCAAACUAACACAGCAGACAAUAUCACAUCACAAAGCUCAGAUACAGAGCUGGAACAAGACUUGACUAGCAGCAGUUCCAAAGGACAUUCUUGUUCUGCUAAUAGAUCCAGCGAAAUGUACACACUUGCCUCUGAAUUAGGAAUGAAUACUGAGAUUGAAGCUGACCAUACCUUUGCUGCCACUAGUAAAUGCCUGUCACCAUCCAACCUUAGCAACGGUUCCUGUACUCCUGUGUCUGAUGCAGAGCUUGAACUAGAAUUUGGAAUUGCAAACAAGAUGCACAGAGCAUCCACAGAGCAAACAGCUUUUGUGCCCCCUGUUCUCGAGCAAAUAAAUUUGCCAACCCCUGCCACCACUGCAAUGAGUUCUUCGGCUCCUGAUUCAGAGAUGGACCAUGACCAUGACACAGAAGAGACAGCUGUUGACUAUGUGCAGCCAUCUAGUUCCAAUAGCAAUACAGUGUCUCCUUCCUCUGACCCAGGCAUCGUGGCAGAUCUCACCAGUAAAAGCACCAAGAAAUUUAUGCAGUCGUACCAAAGUGAGGAUGGUGUUUCCUCUGGUUCUGACUCAGAAUUGGAAGAACUCGAAGAAAGACUAACAUGUGACAACAGUGCUGCAUGUAACAUGAUUUCUUCCAUCUCAGAGACUGAGUUAGACCUUACUAGUGAGAGCAGCAGUGGUCGGUCAUCACAUUUAACCAACUCAAUUGAAGAAGCAAGUUCACCCAACUCUGAUCCUGAGAUUGACUGGGAAGGAGAAAUAAAUACUUCUAAUGUUAAAGAUCGAUUGUACUUGGUAAAGACAGCCAGUAAUACCGACGUCAAUACAUUAAACCCAGUCGCUGAAUGGGACCUUGACAGUGGGUAUACAGGAAGAUUUGUGUGUGCUACAGAUAAAAAUAAUUCACGUCCUUCUGCCAGAGUUUCAGAGUCAGAGUUAAUAACAGACCAACUUACUGAUGUUAUUGAUGAAUCUUUGCAAGAUCCUGACCAGACAACAAAACAGAUUACUUCACCAGAAACUCCAGAGUUGAGACCAGAUAGUAGGAAUGAAAGUACUGCCAGGCCCACAUAUCUUGAUAUUAUACCAAAUCCAUUGCUGUCUCAGGUCCCAAGCCCAAAAUCACAAACAGAAGAUAAUGAUGAAGAAAACAGUGAUGAUGAACUGAGUAAUGAUUCUGAGUCUUCGUGUUCUGAUCAUGAUUUAGACGCUGAUCUGAGUGAAAGUUCUGACUCCCCUUGGCUUCUUAGUAACAUGAUCAACACAAUGAUUUCACAAGGCUCCCACACUGUCAAAGACGAGGGCUGGAUGCAGACUCAUUCCUUCAGUGAGACCGUUUCCUCAUGUUCUGACAUUGAGAUCGAGCCAGUGUUCGCUAACCAGCUACUGUGCACUUCAGGGCAUCAAAAUGACACAGGCCAGACAGAUUCGAAAAACAAAGACCAUCUUGACUUAGACAUUGAGAUAUUGGAUAGCAAUGAUGAUUUUGAAGAUUCAAUGUUCUCCAAAGAUGAGGAUAAAAGAAAAGAGACAAGAGCUGAGGAACCUGAGUUAAUGCCAACUUCUAACAAUAAACCAGCAACCAUUUACCUGGCUUUGAGUAAUCCACCCGAUGAUGCAGCCGUGAGAGGAGACAAUUAUAGUGUAUCGUUGACUCCAGGAAGAGUUGAUUCCUGUGAAGCCGAAGCAGAGUUAAGCAAGGAUUUUAAGGACAGUUGCACAAAUGAAGAGGAUGAUGACAUCACCAUAAUGCCAAACUCCACGCUAAGCUUCAAAUAUGAGGAGCCAAUGGAAAGCCUUCAAGGAAUAAAUCCAGAUCAUGACAUGGAUGCUCCAAGUUUCAGUGAAGACCUAGAAGCUGCUUUUAUUUUAGAAGAUCGGUUAACUGAAUUGAAUUCUCGGCCACUCACUUCUGAGUUGCAAACAAAAUCAAAGCCAGUCAGUGAAGAGACUGACUGUCCCAAUAAAUGCUCAAACCCAUCUUCUUCUUCAUUUAAUGCAAGCCCCAAAAUACCCAUAUCCUUUAGUGACCCAUCAAAUGGCCCUUUCAACCUGAAGGAACUGUCCCCAUUGCACAGAGCAGCCAGCAAGCAGCUAGACCAGUCAUUGGCCUAUGACUCUAUUAAGUAUACCCUGGUGGUAGAUGAGAACACUACUUUAGAGCUCGUCAGUUUGAAGCGUUGCACCUCCAUCUUGAGUGAUGAUAGUGAAAUCUCAACACUGUGCGACAACUGUGAGCUGGAAAUGGAUAACGAGUUUGGGGACUGCAUAGAGAGACAUGACAUCGAGGACUCAUCUGAGGAUUCAUCACCUGAAGCCGACACACAGUUUUCCAAGAAAUUCCUCAAUGUUUUUGUCAACAGCACUUCUCGGUCUUCCAGUACAGAAUCCUUUGGCCUUUACUCCUGCACAAUAAAUGGUGAAGAGCGGGAGCAGACUCAUCGAGCAGUAUUCCGGUUUAUUCCUCGCCACCAGGAUGAACUGGAGUUGGAUGUUGAUGAUCCAUUGUAUGUUGAAGAGGAGGAAGAUGACUACUGGUACCGAGGUUACAAUAUGCGGACAGGGGAGCGAGGAAUCUUCCCAGCGUACUACGCCCAUGAGGUUGUCAACCAGGCCAAGGAAUUCCUAGGAAUAAAGAAGAGCAGUGUCUGGUUGGAGAGGUUUGAUGUGCAGUUCCUGGGAUCUGUGGAAGUCCCAUAUCACCAGGGUAAUGACAUCCUGUGUGCUGCAAUGCAGAAGAUUGCUACAACUAGAAAGUUGACAGUUCAUCUACGCCCACCUGCAAGUUGUGAGUUGGAGAUCAGCAUUCAAGGGGUUAAACUGGUCAUGAGCUUGAAUGAGUAUGGCCCAGAAGACAAGACUGAAAGGUGCAGCCAUUUUUUCCAGAUGAAGAACAUUUCAUUCUGUGGAUGCCACCCCAAAAACAGCUGCUACUUUGGCUUCAUCACUAAGCAUCCUGUGGUGAACCGCUUUGCCUGCCACGUGUUUGUAUCUGAGGAAUCCAUGCGUCGUGUUGCUGAGUGUAUCGGUCAAGCAUUUCAAGAAUACUAUCAGGAGCACCUGGAGUAUGCUUGCCCGACAGAAGACAUUUACCUGGAGUAG